Molecule: messenger RNA, 4294 nt
Organism: Gambusia affinis (western mosquitofish)
Lineage: Eukaryota; Metazoa; Chordata; Actinopteri; Cyprinodontiformes; Poeciliidae
Exons: 2
Coding region: 67-3162 (1031 amino acids)
Molecular function (GO): zinc ion binding; nucleic acid binding
Source: RefSeq, a predicted model, not a curated record
UAUUCCAAAGCCAAAUAUCUUCUUGAAGAACAUUUUGGAAAUGAAAAUAAAAUUGCUUCUGCAUAUAUGGAGAAGAUUAUGAGUUGGACACCAAUAAAAGGUGAUGAUGUGAAAAGUCUUCAAUCAUUCUCUCUUUUCCUUCAAGGUUGUUCAAAUUUAACACAACAAAUUGUUUACAUGAAAGAGUUGGAUUUACCUUUAAAUAUGAGAACGAUCGUCAUGAAACUCCCAUACAAACUGAGGGAAAAAUGGAGAGUUACUGCUUAUGAGCUGCAGGAACAAAAUGGCCACCGAGCGUUGUUCACUGAUCUGGUUGCUUUCAUAGUAAAAGAAGUAAAAGUAGCCUCAGAUCCAGUGUUUGGCAACAUCCAAGAUCCACCAACUGUGAGCAAAUCUAAAGUUUCAAGUUCCAGCAAGCAAAGGAAAAGAGGAAGCAGUUUUGCCACUAAUGUCAGCACAAUUCCAGAAGCCAGAACUCAGUCGAUUGAAAACAAGACCAAGUCUACUGUUCUUCACAGCUGCUUGUUUUGUUUACAAAGAAAUCAUCUAUUGGAAAACUGUAUGCAGUUUAAAGCUAAAAUGCAUCGGGACAAGUUGACCUUCAUUAAACAAAAGGGGAUUUGUUUCGGUUGUUUGAAAGUUGGUCACACAAGCAAAGACUGCAGGAGUCGUUUGGAUUGCAACGUGUGUCACCAAAAGCAUCCAGGGGUUCUUCACAUAGAGCAAAAGGAACCAGGAGCCUCUUCAGAACAAACCCAACAGACAACAAGGUCUCAUGUCAACUUUUCAACUGCAACCACUCAGACAUGUGGGCAUAUUGGGGCCGGUCAUAAUGAUGAUGCUGUUUUUUCUAUUGUUGCAGUUAAAGUUAAAAGUCAAAAGAGCAACAAAGUUGUACAAACAUAUGCAUUUCUUGAUCCAGGAAGUUCAGGUACGUUUUGUACAGAAACUCUGGCAAAAAGUCUGAACUUAAAGGGCAAAAGGACAAAUAUUCUGCUGAGAACAAUGAAUCAAAAUAAGAUUGUUAAUGUACAAGUUUUGUCUGGUUUGGAAAUCUCUGAAUUGAAAACAAAUGACUUCAUAGCAUUGCCAGAUGUUUUGACUCAAAGGACUAUGCCAGUUUCUACACUGAAUAUUCCCCAGCAAAAGGACAUUGAUCAGUGGCCUCAUCUUAAACCUGUUAAGCUUCAUAACAUCAAUGCAGAUGUGGAGCUACUGAUAGGAACUGAUGCUUCAAAGGUUUUAGAGCCCUGGGAGGUGAUAAAUAGUGUGGAUGGUGGGCCUUAUGCUGUAAAAACUAAAGUUGGCUGGGUCAUAAAUGGUCCUCUGCGCACUGGAAACAGCAGAAAUAAAAAUAUCUGCACUGCUGUAACAGCCAACAGGAUCUCUGUUGAGCAUCUUAAAGAAAUGCUGGUCAAUCAGUACAAUCAUGACUUUAAUGAAAGAUCAUCAGAGGAGAAAACUGAAAUGUCCAGAGAGGAUUUGCAUUUUAUGAAGAUUGUUAAUAACUCAACAAAACUUGUUGGAAGUCAUUAUCAUAUUGACUUACCUUUCAGGAGUGAAAGUCCCAGCUUGCCAAAUAACAUCUGUGUUGCAGAGCAGCGCCUCCAGAGCCUCAGGAGGAGAUUUGAAAAGGAUUCUCAAUACAAGGAGGAAUAUACUGCAUGUGUGAACAACAUGCUGCAACAAGGAUAUGCUGAGGCUGUACCAGCAGAUGAGCUACAGAAAGGUAAUGGACAACUGUGGUACAUUCCUCAUCAUGGAGUGCAUCAUCCCACAAAAGGCAAGUUAAGAGUUGUAUUUGAUUGUGGAUCAACUUAUAAAGGAGCAUCACUGAACAGUCAGCUUCUGCAGGGACCUGACCUCACAAACUCUCUGGUUGGAGUUCUCAUCAGAUUUAGAAAAGAGCCUGUUGCACUGAUGGCUGACAUCGAUGCCAUAUUUCACCAAGUGUAUGUCUCUGAGAAACAUGUCAACUUUCUCCGUUUCCUGUGGUGGAAAGAUGGUGACACUUCAAAACCUGCACAGGAGUUCAGGAUGUUGGUUCAUUUAUUUGGAGCAGUGUCUUCACCAAGCUGUGCAAAUUAUGCUCUGCAAAGAACUGCUGAUGAUAACAUACAACACUUUCCAGCUGAAGUGGCUGAUACAAUCAAAAAUAACUUUUAUGUGGAUGACUGUUUAAAAUCUGUUCCCACAGAAGAAGAUGCAGUGCACAUGGUGAAGAGGCUGACAGAGCUCUGCUCUAAAGGAGGAUUCAUGCUUUCAAAGUGGGUAAGCAACAGUCGCACAGUGCUCAUGUCAAUCCCAGAGGAAAGGAGAGCAAAAGAAAUUAAAAGUCUGGAUUUGGACAAAGAUCAACUUCCAGUUGAGAGAGUACUGGGUUUACAGUGGAGCAUUGAAACUGAUGAGUUCAAAUUCAGAACAUCUGUGCAGGACCGCCCACACACCAGAAGGGGCAUUUUGUCUGUAGUUAGCUCACUGUAUGAUCCCUUGGGGAUCCUGGCUCCCUUCAGUAUGCCAGCUAAACUGUUACUGCAAGAUCUUUGUCGACAGAAUUUGAAGUGGGAUGAAGUUAUUCCCCGUUCUCUUUCUAGGAAGUGGCUUGAUUGGCUGGAGGAUCUCCAGCUGAUAUCCAGUUUUAAAGUAGACCGUUGCAUCAAACCAAGCUGCAUUAGAAAACCAGACAAAGCACAACUUCAUCAUUUCUCUGACGCAAGUCAAGAUGGCUAUGGAACAGUGUCAUAUUUAAAACUGGAAAAGAAUAACAUCUCACAUGUUGCUUUCAUUCUAGGAAAAGCAAGAGUUGCUCCUAUGAAGCAAACAACAAUCCCCAGUUUGGAACUGACAGCUGCUGUUCUUGCUGUCCGAGUGAAUAAACUGCUGCAAAAGGAGCUGCAAAUACAGUUGGAAAAACCUGUUUUCUGGACUGAUAGUACAACGGUACUAAAAUACAUCUCCAGUGAAACCAGAAGAUUUCACACCUUUGUUGCAAACAGAAUCUCUGUCAUCCGAGAAGCAACAGACGUGAAUCAGUGGAGAUAUGUUUCCUCCAAGGAGAAUCCUGCAGAUGAUGCAUCCAGAGAUCAGAAGAGGAAUGGCCUAAACUGGAUGUGGAUCACCAUGCAAUUCCUGCAGAUGAUCCAGAGGUCAAAAGGGACCUAACAACGUAACAGAAGAAAGUUUGUUGAACAAAAGAUGGCAGAUCUGCCAGAAGAAAGAGUUCUGCCAGCCACAGCUCCUUUCACAAAUGUUGGUCCUGUAAGUGUUAAAAGAGGACGAAGUCUCCUGAAAAGACUCUACAGCUCCAAGAGGAUCAUGGAUGAUGGCCAAAGUUUUGAGUGUAAACCAGGACGGACAGGGCUUGGUGCGUUCCGUGCAGUUGCAAACCAAGACCAGUGUGUUGGAAAGACCUGUGACCAAACUUCUGUUGCUACUGGAAGCGUCACCCUGAGGAAUUGAGGACAUGUUUGAAGGAAUAGCUCCUUUUCCUUUUAAAGUAAUUGUGACAGUAUUCACAAUUAGGGGGCGGAGUGUUGGAGCUAUUUAUUCUUUAUUUCUUUAUUCAUUUGAAUUUUGUUAGUUAAUUCUUAAGUGUAUGUUUUUUGUAUUAUUUACAGUAAUUAUUUGCAGGUUAAUAAUUUUUGAUUCUAUUUAAUUUUUUGUUUUAUUAUUUUUCUUAUUCAUUUUGAGUUAGACAGGAAGUCAUGUGGGUCAGUCCACUUGUCUAUAAGUAUAGGGGCCUGGUAAAGGACCAGCAGGCAUUUGGGUUUGGGGCCUAUGGUUUUAACAGUGCAAAAGAACAGAGCAAGAGAACAGAGCAAGAGAACAGAGCAAGAGAACAGAGCAAGAGAACAGAGCAAGAGAACAGAGCAAGAGAACAGAGUAAGAUUGACAGAAUGAGAACAAAGGGAAUUUUGAUCUCUGUAAUUGUUGCUGAAAAGAACAUUAAACCUUCCUGAACAAUCUACAAGUUUGGACAUUAUAUCUUCUUUUGCCUGCGUACAGAAACUGGACCCCAGUGCCUCUUAGUGGCUUGAGGAACUUUUAUUGGAUGUUUGGUUUGACAAACAAUCGCCACUAUUGAUCUCCCAUAACUAUAAUUUAUAAUAUUUGCCAUCAAUACUUCUUUUACAUCACACAUCCCUCCAGAAUACAAUAUUAUAUUGACAACAUGACUAAUCUAUUUAACUGCUUUAUCCAAACAUGAUGAUGAAACAAUAACUUGUCAUUCUGAGAGGCAUUGACUUGUUCAUUGACAGAUAUUUAAUUUUGAGAAACUGAAUUUUGCAGGUAA